UUCAGUAUAUUGGCAACAAUAAUGGUCAGCACAACAUUGACAACAUUGGCUGGACAAACAACUAGUAGCACUAAUCAUCAUCACCAACAUCAUCAUCAGCAGCACCAGCAGCCACAGCAGUAUCAACAGCAACCGCCUCAUCACAGCAGUAACGGUAGCAGCUAUAGCAGCUACCAUCGCCUGCAAGCCCCAGCAACAACAGGAGCAUCACCUACAGUCGUAGCUGGCGCUCAUCAACGCAAUCAUUACGCGCACAACGAAUUGGAGAACGACUGUGACAGCAGCAACACCUCCAACAGCAAUUGCGGCUAUCAACCACAGCAACCAUUGACUUUAUCCCAGGCGCUGCUCUCGACUUCGCCACCGCUGGACGAUCAAAUAAAUUUGCUAUUUCCCAAGUGCCGACCCAAACAACAACAGCAGCAACAGCAACAGCUGUCGAGCAGUGGCAAUCGACAACAGCAUGAAGACAGUGUUGAUAUAAAUUUGAACAGUGCGAACAACACAACAGUAGCAGCAGCGACUGCAGAGAUAACUGGAAGCAGCUCACCCGUUGUCACAUCCAUCAACACGCUUAGCUACUAUAAAAGUGUGAACAUAAUAACACAGUCUCCUCCACCGCAUUCAGCUUCGUCCCACUCUUCGGAGUCGCUGUCUUCGGUCACGCCGCGCAUUUCGACAAAUCCAUUUUUGUGCGCACCACUGACACCACCAACACCGCCAACUGUUACAUCGAACGGGGGCGAUACGGACGUCGACGGUAUUCUAUUAACAGAGGACGAGGGCUUACAACAACCGCCGCAGCAGAAACAGCUUAUUGAAGAGUCGGUGCCACAGACGGCAUAUCCUGCUUCUUUCUACUAUCACACAGGCGAUACCAGGCGUAGCCACAGCUAUACAGAUAUGCCGCGAAAACGGAAUAGCGCUAUAUCAGUCAACAGGCAACACCAACAUCAUGCGCUGCUUAACGGCAUCAGCAACAACAACAUCGGAAACGAAGCUGCAUCGAACAGUCAUAAUCCAUUUAUCAAGGAGCAGUACUGGGAGUCGCCCACUACAUAUGCUAGCUCGUUGUUGCACUCACCUACGGAGUAUCGUGAUGAGCAUCAACAGAAGCAGCAGCAAGAACAGCAGCAACUACCGCAACACACGUCGGCACGACGAGCCUAUCAUCAGCAAAGGGAGCAACUCGCGCCACUAUUAUACAGCAUCGGACAGAGGCAAACGCAAACCCAAGCGCUGUCGCAAUCGCAGAAUCUUAAAGCGCCCCACGUAAUGCGCGCGGGUCGCAGUCCCGUUACUCACAACUUGUCAGCUGUUGAUUUUGGCACACAACAUCAACCGACGCUUAGCGCCAGCAAUCCGUGCGCCGAGGGGCUAACUCCACUGGCUAGCCACUAUCUGUAUGGCAGCAAAUCGUCCCUGAAUGAGCAUCCAACCGAUUGGGAGCCACGUGAGCAGCGUAAACAACGGUUGCGUGAUGAGCGUGAACGCGAAAGAGAACAAGAACGACAGCGUGAGCAAUUGCUGCUGGAACAACAGCAGCAUCUUCAGCUGCAAGAUGCGCAUACAACACGCGAUAAUCACUUGAGCCACCUUGCUUCAGCACAAAAACAUGAACAGCAGCAGUGCAAGCGGCUCGUCAAUAACGACGAUCGAUUGAUCAAUAACACUGUCAAUGAGUCAGCUGUCAGCAGCUAUGGAGAAGCCGAUACCUCAGAGAGUUGGCAGCAUCUACGCGUAACGACCGAAUCAAAUGCCCUGCCUUCGGAGGAGAUCAAAAGCAGCAAACAGCAAACCGCUAACAAAACACAUUUAGGCAGCCAAAGUCGCGCUCAUGUCAUGCUUGAGCCACCUACGCGACGCAUCGUCGAUGAUGACGCAGCCUAUCGAAAUGGCUGGCAACUGGAAAGUAACUACACACUGGCCGUAGAGUCACGUCAUGGCAUCAUAGAAUAUGAGGGCUCCCCCAGACGCAUUGGCUUUGCGACCAGUAACAGUCCCGCUGCUGACGAGCCUGAGGCAGCAGUUGACACAAUAAAAGCAACUGCAGCUACGCCAACAAUGGCAGCUCUGCAAACCAUCAGUUGCAAAACAAUUGCGGCCAACUCAUUGCAGAAGACAGCGGCUCAUGCAGCACUUGCUGCGCUUGCCCAGUGCCAGCCGUCGCAACAGCCACAGGCAAAUCCAAUUCGCCCCGGCUUUCCACAGCGCAUAAUAUCGCCACCGCGUGAGCUGCGCAGCAGUUCCCCCACACAGCAGCAGCAACAGUAUUAUAACUAUGGUAGUAAUCAUAGCAAUAAUAACAACAACAAGGCAGCAUGCAGUGACAACAAUGCCGAAGAUACAAGCAAUGAUGUCUCUGAAAUUGGCACCAUAUCCGAUUUAACCACGCCAGAGGCACUCAUUACGGCUACGCCCAACGAGUUAACGAGCUGUGCGGCCACUUCACCGCCACCUGCAGCAGCAACACCAACCACGGUAACAGCCACAGCAACAGCAACAUUGGCGGCAACCACAAUAACAGCAAUCGCCAGCAACUCUUCGGCCAUCGGUACAACACCAGGUCAAUUAAGCCUGCAUACCAAAUCAUCAACAUUUGAUUACCUCUACGAAUUUUCUGAGACGCGCAAAGUACUAGAAGAGUUCUUCAAGUGUCCGUCGAACGACGAACAGCCCAUUUUGGAGAAUGGCAGCGAUGUGGACAGCAUUGAUAUACAGUACGAGUUUCACAGAAACUUUGAACGUGACGAAGAGGAGAAUCUGGAUAGGGACGAAAACGAGGAAGAUGAUGAAAACGAGGAGAUAGUGGAUGAGGAUGAUCAUAUCGAGCAGGAUUAUCGCCAGCAGCAGCAGCAGCAGAAACAUCAACAGCAACAACUACAAUUGAUGCAACAGCCGCUCACAUCCGAUCGCCAUGUAGGCACAUAUACACAGCCGCAGUUGCAGUUGCAGUCGCAGUUACAGUUACAGGCGCAGCUGCAGUCACAGCCAGCACAGCUGCCACGACAUUACAGCGGCAGUCCACUAAUGCGGGACUUUGACUUUUUCCGCGAAACGGCAAGUCGCAGCAGCGGCGAGCGAGAAGGCGAACAGGAUGGACUAAAUCACAACCAGUUACUGAGCACCGGUAGUGGCAGCUGCUUGGGCCAAAGCGUGGGCCAGACCGUGAGUGUUGGCCUGACAGGCACACAUAACUAUCGCUACUCGCCGGAGACCACGGACUAUGACUCUAACUGCGGCGACCUUGACAGCCUCUCAGGCGAAAUAAAUGGCGGUUUGUCUACAUCCUGUUCAAACUAUGCCAAGUACUAUGCCUCGGCCAUGCCCGUUUUGGAGGAUGGCCUCUCCUCGGGACACACCAGUGACACAGAGAACAAUAAUAACAAGAACCAAGUACAGCUGGGUGUCCAAGCAAAUCCGAGCCAGACACAAGGACUAAGUCAGAGUCAGGGUCAGAAUCAGGGCAAUCUCAGCGCAAGCACCAGCAUUGGCGGCGGCAUUUCUAUGCUAAUGGACAUGCAACGGAUCUCAACAAACAACAGCCUAAACAGCAUGCAAAACCUAACCGUCUCCGUCGACAGCAAUGGGGUCGGCCAUCAGCUCAGUCAUACGAGUCCCAGUAACGGACACGCCACGCAACACCAGCAGCAACCAUCACAUCGUUCACAUCAACGAGAACUGCUCGGCCAGAGCCCCAGCAACAAUAGCAAUAGCAAAGUGUUUAAGAGCAUAGAUCCAGAGUUGGACUCCCUCUACUCAAUCAAUGUUUUCCACCGUCCGGACAUGGUGCAGAUGACGCCCCCACCACCGGCGCCAGCGCCGCAUCGCAAGCCAAACUGCAACACCGAUGUUGAUCUGCUGCAGGCUGCCGGGCAGGGCAGCAAGGCCAUCGGGUCGACGUUGCAACGUAGCUCCCCAACUGCCUGCAUAGGCGUUGGUAGCAGCACUGCAAAGCCGCGUAGCGCUAGCAGCAAUUGCAGCAACAACGGCGUGGGCGGUGCUGGAACUAGUAGUGGUGGCGAGGGUGGGGCUGGGGCACAUGCGCCACCACCCAUACCAGAGCGGAGCAAUAUGCCUGUCCAACGCUCACCAUCGCCUGUAAUGAGCUCGCCCGUAUGGCUGUCACGGCACCUGGAAGGAAAUGAUGGUAAGGCACUGCUCGAAUCGAGCUCCGACAACCACUCAAAGAGUCACAGCGCUGAUGAAGAAGAUGUAGACACGGAUCUCGAAACAGAUCGCCUACUGGGCCAUCAGCGCCUGGACGAUCAAGGCUACUACGACGAGAACAAGAGCUGGGAUCGCAAGCCGCGCAGCUCUCUGCUAACCAAAAUAUCGCCCAAGCAACAGCAAAUGCCCAGCACUAAGACUCGUAACGGAUACAAUGCAUUGCUCAGCUCUACUCCCGAACUGGCGCCGCCGGUUCCACCAAAGAGCUCGGCGAGCCUAAGCGGAUCGGGGGCUAGCAAGCUGCUCGAUCUGGUCAGUGGUGGCAUCGGUGUCGGAAUUGGCGUCGCUGUUAGCGCAGAAGCCGCGCAGCGCAGCGAUUCGUGCAGCUCCUCAGAGCACAGCCAUAAAUCACCUAUAAAAGUAUCCGGUGCUGGUCACGAUAUAUGUGGCAUGACAGCCACAACAGCUGCUGAUGCAAUCGUCUCUGCUGUGGUGGCUGCUGGCGUAUUACCGUCCCAUGGUAGUUCCAACAAUGGCGGAGACUUAGAGCGGUCGGCUACGGGUAUUGCCAAAGCAGAUACGGAAAGCGAGGGCAUAAAUGGCGCGGGAAUUGUGGGUGUUGCCAGCAGCGUAGCCAAUGCUGUUAUAAGUAAUGGCACUAGCACUAUCAACGGCUCCGCAAACAAUAAUAAUAACAACAACAACAACGUUGUCAUUGGCAGCAAUAACAGCAGCGGCAGCGGCGCGGGCAGCAACAGUGGCGAGAAAAAAGUUAAAAAGAGUAAGAGCAAAGAAGGUAAAUGUUUUGGGUUUAUCCAUCGUUUAAUUGUUGCAAUUUUAGUGGCUAUAGUGUUCAUAUAUAAACAGGCACCCGAUGGCGAUGUACAGCCCAGUACAGAGGUGGAUUUGUUCAUAUCGACGGAAAAAAUAAUGGUGCUAAACACCGAUCUCAAGGAAAUUAUGAUGGAUCAUGCGCUACGCACUAUUUCCUAUAUAGCCGACAUUGGGGAUUUGGUCGUGCUGAUGGCGCGUAGACGUUUCGUGCCGCAGGAUAUUGAUGAUGCACCGAAACCAAAUCGCACUCCCAAAAUGAUAUGCCACGUGUUCGAGAGCGACGAGGCGCAGUUCAUAGCGCAGUCGAUCGGGCAGGCCUUCCAGGUGGCGUACAUGGAGUUCUUAAAGGCCAAUGGCAUUGAGGAUCAUCGGUUUGUUAAGGAAAUGGACUACCAGGAAGUGCUCAACAGCCAGGAAAUCUUUGGUGACGAGCUCGAGAUUUUUGCAAAGAAAGAACUACAAAAGGAAGUAGUUGUGCCCAAGGCCAAGGGCGAAAUACUCGGAGUGGUCAUUGUCGAAAGCGGCUGGGGCUCCAUGCUUCCCACAGUCGUCAUUGCGAAUCUAAUGAGCUCUGGGGCUGCGGCACGUUGUGGCCAAUUGAAUAUCGGCGAUCAACUAAUCGCCAUCAACGGACUGAGCCUGGUGGGUCUGCCGCUCUCCACCUGCCAAACAUACAUCAAGAAUACGAAAAAUCAGACCGUUGUCAAAUUCACAGUUGUGCCCUGUGCACCAGUUGUCGAGGUCAAAAUCAAGCGGCCCGAGACCAAAUAUCAACUCGGCUUCAGCGUCCAAAAUGGAGUGGUAAGUGCUGAAAGCAAUUAAAUAGUAAUUUUGAUUGAUUGACUU
Messenger RNA from Drosophila arizonae, 5850 nucleotides. It is a transcript of the gene X11Lbeta, whose product is annotated as amyloid-beta A4 precursor protein-binding family A member X11Lbeta. Gene Ontology annotation, cellular component: cytoplasm; dendritic spine; plasma membrane. Gene Ontology annotation, biological process: chemical synaptic transmission. Lineage: Eukaryota; Metazoa; Arthropoda; Insecta; Diptera; Drosophilidae. The record is from RefSeq and is a predicted model, not a curated record. Gene Ontology annotation, molecular function: protein binding.